Molecule: messenger RNA, 2270 nt
Organism: Daphnia pulicaria
Lineage: Eukaryota; Metazoa; Arthropoda; Branchiopoda; Diplostraca; Daphniidae
Gene: Miro
Product: mitochondrial Rho GTPase-like
Exons: 11
Coding region: 90-2009 (639 amino acids)
Biological process (GO): small GTPase-mediated signal transduction; regulation of mitochondrion organization; mitochondrion transport along microtubule
Cellular component (GO): mitochondrial outer membrane
Molecular function (GO): GTPase activity; GTP binding; calcium ion binding
Source: RefSeq, a predicted model, not a curated record
AGCAGAAGCAGAUGACUGCUGAGUUCAGCGAUUGUUAACUCAACAACAAAAGUUCGUUACAAACUAUUUUGUUAAAAGCAGUGGCCAAAAUGGGCCCUUUUGGGAGGCAAGAUGUGCGAAUUUUGUUAUUAGGAGAAAGAGGUGUUGGGAAAACCUCACUCAUUUUGUCGUUAGUCAGUGAAGAGUUCCCAGAUGUUGUUCCCCCUCGUGCCGAAGAAAUCACUAUACCGGCCGAUGUCACGCCAGAGCAAGUACCAACACAUAUCGUCGAUUUCUCUGAAAGUGAACAAACAGAACAAGAUCUUGCCAGGGAAGUCCAGCGUGCUGAUGUAGUUUGCCUGGUAUAUGCUGUUGAUGACACCCAUUCUUUGCAACAAAUUACUGAAAGAUGGCUUCCAUUGCUUCAGUCAUUGAGGCCAGCUUCCAAAGAAGAUGGAGAAAGUCAAAGUGGGGAAAUUGUGUCUGCGAUUCCAAUAAUUUUGGUUGGAAACAAAUCUGAUUUGCUCGAGCAGGGAAACAUGGAAUCUGUUUUGCCAAUCAUGAACCACUAUGCAGAGAUCGAAACUUGUGUUGAGUGCUCAGCGCGAACUCUUCGCAACAUUUCAGAGAUGUUCUACUAUGCUCAAAAAGCUGUGCUUCAUCCAACUGCCCCAUUAUACAUCGCUGAAGAUCGAGAGUUAACGGAGAAAUGUAAGCGGGCUCUCCGACGAAUAUUUGCCAUUUGUGAUCGUGAUGGUGAUGGCUCCCUUAGUGACGCUGAGCUGAAUGCUUUUCAACAGCGAUGUUUUGGAACAUCACUGCAAAAUCGAGCUCUUGAAGAUGUACGUAACGUUGUACGUCGCCACACUAAUGACGGCGUAGGCUCCAACGGUCUUACACUUUCUGGGUUUCUGUUCCUUCAUCGUUUAUUUAUUCAACGAGGACGACAUGAAACCACUUGGACGGUGUUGAGAAAAUUCGGCUACGAUGAUUACUUAAACCUAAGUCGAGAUUAUUUACACCCACCAUUACGAGUUCCUCCAGGAUGCAACACGGAAUUCUCUGCUUCAGGUUGGGCAUUUCUUGUUCAGCUUUUUGAGCAGCAUGACAAGGACAAGGAUGGAGCUCUUAACACACAAGAACUGGCAUCUCUUUUUUCUCCUUGCUCAAUAAUGCCUUGGGGUCAAAAUCUAAAGUAUUCGGUACCUACCAACACCCAAGGCUGGCCAACUUUGAAAGGUUACAUGGCUCAAUGGAGCCUGAUGACAUACUUGGACGUCCGCCGGACGUGUGAGUUGUUGGCGUACCUGGGUUAUCACACCGCUGGCACGGACAAUCAGCUUUCAGCUAUAACUGUCACAAAAGCGCAACGCUCUGGAGGCAGCAAGAAGCGAAACACACGCACGGUUUUUAUGGGUCACGUCAUUGGGCCGCCUGGCGUGGGAAAGACAACUUUUUGCCAAGGAUUACUCGGCAGAACCAUCGACGAAAUUGACACUUCAAACUUGUGGUGUGAACUGCCCCGAUACGUCGCACGACAAUUGAGUGUCUAUGGACAGAGCAAGAUCCUCCUCCUUCAUGACGUCGAUGCUCUCGGAGCUGAUUCGCUCUCCCCUCAGCAAGUAAGUUGCGAUGUAGCAUGCUUGGUCUACGAUGCAACGGACGAGCACAGCUUCGAACACGUCGCCAGAUUGUACCUAAAGUACUUUGCCGAAACUUCGAUACCAGUCCUUAUCGUUGCUUCAAAAUGGGAAUCAGGCCCUGUGCGCCAGCAAUAUCUGCAGCAGCCCGAAACAUUUUGUCGCAAACAUAGAAUACCUCCACCUCACGGUUUUAGUGCUAAGGCGGGUCGACUACAAAGUGAUGUUUACAUCAAACUGGCGACCAUGUCAUCCUUUCCAUCGUGGAGACCAUCAAUGUUAAGUGGAAAUUCCAGCGCUAUUUGGAUUCGAGCAGUCGUGGGAUUAGCUGCCGCUACGGCUUUAGGUCUUAUUGUGGCGCGGACCAUUCGCCGUCUCAACAUCGGUUGAUUGACGUCUAUCUUCUCUCAAAGAAAGUCUAAAGAAGAAUUACCGCAUUCAUGGUGAUCAAGUUGGAGUGAAAAAAUUUUCGACCGAAAAUGAUUAGAUUCACAAAAAUAAUUCACAUAAGAAAUGAAUAACAUUAUUUGUUACUGAUGCGCAGCGUUCCAGUGUUGUGUAGUGGUAAAUAAGUCCAUGUUGUUGGCCACUAGAUGGCAAAUCUUAUUGGGAAAAAGUCAUUAAAUAAGAAUUAGAAUUCGUCAAAAGUGA